AUGCUGGGCUCGAUAGCAUCGUCUCCAUCUUCUUCUCCUGCUCCUUCGUGCGGCACCCCCUUCACGCGCUCUUCUUCUGCUUCAUCCCUCUCCAUCUCCAUAUCGGCGUCGGGUGUGGUGAGCACCACUACUUCGCCCUACCAGCGACCCUACUCCUACUCCACCCACACAUCGCCGUUCUCCUCUUCCCCUCCUCUGUCAGUUCUUCAUUCUUCCUCUACAACACAUCCUUCAUCCUCUACAACACGUUACGGCAACAUCGCCUCGCUCCCGCAGUCAUUUCCACCUCGCCGGCACAGCAGCAGCAGCCUCUUCAACUUCGGCACUGACCCCAAGCAUGACCUUCUCCACAAGGGCAUCAAGAGCCCUCGAUCCCACAAGAAUCGUCAUCGAGGGAAGCUGGGGGCGGGCGCAUGGCGAAAUCUGAAGGAAUUGCUGGAACGGCCACGAGAGAUCACCUCCAAGCCGGGCGCGUCGCAUCGAUACGACCGCGAAAUCAAGAUCAGCUGCUCUAUCAAGACCCUCCUCACAAAGCUAGAAGAGAAGUUUCGGUUGUUCCAGCUCAUCGUGCGGCCAGAGGGCAUUCGAUUGACCGGCGGCGGUGCCUCGUGCGUCCUCUCGCUCGGCAACGAGAGCCAGCUGAACGAUCUCGAUCUCACCUUCUACCUCGACGACGAUCGGCGCGGUAGCCACAAUUUCGCCGAUGUGCUGCUCUGCGAGGAGGAAGUGCUCUCUGAGCUCGUCGAAGAGCAGCUGGGCAUUCGCCUUUCGCUCUUCGAGAUCUACCAGCUCUUCUUUCGCGAGAGCUUCCGGAUAGGUGAGAAGCACGAAGCAUGGUCCCUCUUCCGGUGUGGCAGCGAUUCGCUCGGCAUCGACAUUCGAGUCGUCGAGCGAAAUCGACGUAACUUCGUCUUCUCGAUCGAUUCCUUCGAAAUCAUCCUCGAUCCCAUGCUCAAGGACACCACCGCCGGCGAUGACGAUGUCACUCCCGAUCCGGAUGAGGCAGGAGGCGAGAACGGAGGCUACUCUGUCGAUGCGGGAUGGAUCGAUAUGGCGGCGAGUAGCGGCGAGCACACAUCUUCGCCGAAGAGGAAGAGCGGCCUCACGAAGAGUGGCGGCAGCGGGACGUCGAUGUCAACGUCGACCUCGACGACGAAGGCGAGUCGAACCGAGGUGGAGGUGGAGUGCAACUACGGCGACUUCAAAGAGGCGUGCAUCCACCUCCACACGAAGCAGCUCCGAACCUGGGACCCCGGGUCGGUGCGCCGCGGCCUCUUCCGCUACUGUCUCGAGCUGGCCAAGGGCAAUCGACCGUCGGACGAGGACAAGCAGCGGCUCGAGGCCAUCUUCGUCGAGGAGCUCUACCACGAGUUCGCUGCGUGGACGAACGACGGCGACGAGUUCCAGCGCAGCAUCCACAAGUUCCUCCACACGCACCAGCGGCACGGCUUCCAGUUGCUCACCCAUCUCCACACCACCCUGCGCAACAUCGAGCCGCCGCCCACCGUCACCUCCAGCCUCCAGCAGAAGAUGAUCGCCGUCAUCGAGGAGACUAUGAUUAUUUAUUACAUGUAA
Molecule: messenger RNA, 1575 nt
Organism: Acanthamoeba castellanii str. Neff
Lineage: Eukaryota; Discosea; Longamoebia; Acanthamoebidae
Exons: 1
Coding region: 1-1575 (524 amino acids)
Biological process (GO): mRNA stabilization
Molecular function (GO): poly(A) RNA polymerase activity; RNA binding
Source: RefSeq, a predicted model, not a curated record